This is a messenger RNA of Truncatella angustata, 1165 nucleotides long. RefSeq names its product ribonuclease III domain-containing protein. Bases 322 to 1008 code for a protein of 228 amino acids. The record is from RefSeq and is a predicted model, not a curated record. Lineage: Eukaryota; Fungi; Ascomycota; Sordariomycetes; Amphisphaeriales; Sporocadaceae. Gene Ontology annotation, molecular function: ribonuclease III activity. Gene Ontology annotation, biological process: RNA processing. The transcript has 2 exons.
ACAAUGCGAAAGCUGUUCAUCAACUCAAUAUUCCGUCCUUGGCAAAGUUGGCAUGCUGCCUGGGCUGAGGAGCAGCGGGGCAACUCGACUACAAUUAAUCCAAAGCAUUUGGGAUUUAGUGCAUUCAGCACCAAUAAACCAAAGCCAUGCCCUUUCUCUGCUGGGGAUUGUCGCCAAUCACGCCUCCCAGACGCCAGCUCUUAUUGUUGAACGUCAACGUCAUUCCCAACGCAACUGCACUGGAAACAAUAUCAGCCACCUGCUAGACUUGGCCGCGGAAUAUAGAGACACGUAUCACUUGAUUGUGGUUUGGCAGUAGCGAUGAUGGUGAAUCUCCAGACUAGGCGGCGUAUUUCGUCCAGAAGCUUAGCUCAUUCGGUCUGCGUCCAACCGCCUGCGCGAACGCCGCGCCCGUUCUGGGUCAAGUCCAACACACGCGUCCCCAUACAUUGCGUAUCAUCCUGGCAAGCUCUUCAUGCUUCGUCCUUUAAUAAUCAUAUCGCCUACUCAAGAAGUUUAUCUUUACUGAGGGAUGGCUCACAGCAGACUGGUCACAAAGUCACUACGGACAAGGAUAGCAAGCUUGAAAUCGCGCAGAAAGUCAUUGGGUACGAUUUCAAUGACCCGGAUAUUCUUUGGGAGGCUCUUCAGGCUGCGGGCAAUGGAGCAUCCUCCGUGAGGUUUCGUACAAUUUUCGAAGGGAACAAACGUUUGGCAAUGCUCGGCGACGCAGUGCAAAAGCUUGAGCUGAUCCGUGGUCUGUACGAGAAGGGUUUAUCGCGUGUUGAAAUGAACGCCAUCAUUGAGCCAAUUGUGGAAAACAGAAACCUUGCAAACCAAUGCGAUAGCAUUGGACUUACUAGUUGUAUAAACAUCAACCUUUCACAGCACGGAUAUGUAGGUACUAACACGAAAGCUGCGACUAUGGAGGCCGUGGCUGGUGCCGCGUAUCUGGAUGGUGGGCUGGACGCAGCCGCCAGAGUAAUGAAGAAUCUUGGCAUGGCUUGAUACCAUCGAGCUCCCACCUCCUGUGGUUUCAUAGUGUGGACAGGCUCUUUCCUCUGGAGUUAGCAGGUACCUGAUGCCAUUCAAGUAUAAGCAGAAGAACGAACCCAGAUCGGCGUUCAAAGUCUGCAAGUCAGGCUUACAACCCAAAUGGGGAGCA